GAAACGAGUCUUUCAUUACCUUAACAACCGCUUGAUCGAUAGUGUCAAAAAUGGACAGCGUUCUUCUCCCCACAGAGAUCGAGUUUUACGUCGAUACGAUGGCCCCCCAAGACAUCCGAGCCAUCGGAAACAAACAGUGGUUGGAGUGGCACCAAAGACUCCAAAAACUGAACCAACAAGCCCUAAUCGAAGCCUCGCAAUUGCGCGAAGAGCACGUCAAAGAGACACUAGUCGCGUUCCAGAAAGCCCCCAUCCUGGUCCACGAAGCCAUCCUUGUCAACAUCUGGAAACACAAAGUGCUGCCCCAGAUGCUGAAACUCGACCCCGAGCCCAAAAACACCUUCAUGGCAUACACAAUUCUGUACCACGAAGCCGUCUGUGUGGCCCUACUGGAACUGGUGAUGUAUCAUGGGAGUUGUUGUGACAGUUUGGGCGACUCCUCGGGGGAUUUACUCGACUACGCUUGCGGGACAACAUCACAACUCCUCUCAAUCAAGAAAGAAUCAACAGAAUUGUUAAAACAACUCGAGGACUUGAAAUUCGAUAUUGGAAUCCGGUGUUUGUCGAUUAUUCGCUACAUGGCGGAGUACCUGGACCGGCUCCCGCUCAGUGUCGCCUCCCGGAUGUACUCCACGUGCGAUGUCCCCAUGUUGUUGGCCCAAAUUCUCCUCGUCCGGCCCUGGAUUCGCGACGGGAAGCAGUACUCGGCCGGGAAGUGGAUGGAUUGGGACGGCGAGGCUUUGGGCCAGGCCGAGGCCCAAGUCUGGUUGGCUCUGCGUCAGUUGUUGCUAGAUGGGGCUUGUCGCGACUUUUACACCGUCACGGAGUCGCGGAGGGCGCAAUUGGGCAAGGUGAUGGUGAUGCUAACGCCGGUUUUGAUGGAUCAGUUGGCGCCACUUGUCGAGUUGAAGCAGUGGUUGGCACAUGUUGCGAUGGCCGAGCAAGUGGCCAAGGGGGCGAAGCCGAUUUUGCUCGAGACGGUGUUGGAGGUCAAGGAGCGGAUUGUGGCGCAAGUGGGGGGCAAGUGGAAGAAGGUGGCGAAGGAGCAGUUGCCAGUGGUGUUUUGCAACGAUCAAAAGACUCUCAUGGAGUAUGCACAGACGUUGAGUGACGCUUACAACACCGACUUGAUUGAGAAAUUCGAAGUCAAGGAGAAAGCUUCCUGUCAGCAGUGUGGGAAAAACGCAAUUCAGAGAUGUUCGCAUUGUAAAAAAGUUUGGUAUUGUUCGCGUUCAUGCCAGGUGACUGACUGGCCCACACACAAGGAAAUUUGCAAUAAAACACAAUAACUUUUUAUGAAAUUUUAUUUUUAUAAAAUAAACAAUUACUUAGCGUU
Tribolium madens (black flour beetle) is the source of this 1336-nucleotide messenger RNA. RefSeq names its product zinc finger MYND domain-containing protein 10 homolog (gene Zmynd10). Gene Ontology annotation, cellular component: centriolar satellite; cytoplasm. Lineage: Eukaryota; Metazoa; Arthropoda; Insecta; Coleoptera; Tenebrionidae. The record is from RefSeq and is a predicted model, not a curated record. The transcript has 3 exons. Bases 51 to 1289 code for a protein of 412 amino acids. Gene Ontology annotation, biological process: motile cilium assembly; inner dynein arm assembly; outer dynein arm assembly.